AUGGACGGUGUGAUAGAGGCGCUGUACAUCUACGAUGAGCGCAACUCGCCUGUCCUCUCGCACACGUAUACGUCGCGGCCGCUUUCUUCGACGCACCUCCUCCCACUCUACCUCUCCCACCCACAGCCGCGGCCGAACCUCAUCUACCUCCCGAACACCAACCCGCCCACCCUCGUCUUCUCCCUCGUCCACUCAAAUCUCCUGUUCCUCUUGACAACCUCCGGCGAGGUCGAACCUCUCCUGGUGCUCGAAUUCCUCCACCGCGUCAUCGAUGCUUUCGAAGAGUUCCUGGGUGCCCCUCUUAUAUCCCACAAAAUCGAGUCCAACUAUGAUGUCGUCGCUCAGCUGCUCACAGAGAUGUGCGACGCCGGCAUGGUCGCCACCACCGAGCCGAACGCCCUGCGAGAUGUGGUCGAAGUAGAAGGGUGGAUGGGCAAGCUGUUGGGCAGCAUCACCCUGCCGGGCCAAGUCAAGGACCUGAGCGCAUACGGCCGAUCACCCAGCCCCGCCCUGGGCACACCUUCGCUGCUCCAGAACACAACGCCGUCGUUGCCAUGGAGGAGGGCCAACGUCAGGCACACUAGCAACGAGCUAUACGCUGAUGUGGUGGAGACGCUCAACGUCACUCUUGCGCCGAGCGGGAGGCCGUUGGCCGCAUUUGCCAACGGCACGAUCGCCUUCACCAGCAAGGUUUCGGGGGUUCCAGACAUCAAUAUGACACUUACAAGCCCCUCGGGCAAGCACAAUCUCGGUAGCGUCAUGGAGCUUCCGGUGUUCCACCCCUGUGUGAGGCUAGCGAGGUGGAAAGAACAACCUGGGGUGAUAAGCUUUAUCCCACCAGAUGGGAGGUUUAUAUUGGCGGGCUACGAGGUAGACUUGUUGCCAUUCUCUAGUGGCAAGAGCGGGAACUUGAGCUCGAGCAGUUUGAAGCUUCCGGUAAACCUUGAGAUGAAGACAGGUCUCGGACCAACAGGGUCGGACUUUGAGGUCAAGAUCUACAUCAACAAGAUAUUCGGCGCCCCAACCAGCUCGGGACCUCCUGGCAGGGGGGGCGCCAGCAAAGGAGUGCCCGCUUCUCCUUCGCUUGAAGACCUCGUCAUCACAGUGCCACUACCCGAGGACGUCAGAAAUCUACCUGAUGUCCGGCCGACCAAGGGAGACGCGACGUACAACCCGGGCGACGGAGAGCUGCAAUGGCACAUACCGUCCAAGGAGCUCAAUGCAGGAAUAACAUACUUCGGUUUGAAGUGCACGGUCACAGGUCCCUUGGCCGAGGGCGACCAGGAGGCACCAAUGGAUUACACCUACGAAGAGCCAUACCAAGCUGAGCCUACGGCGGCUGGGGCGAAGCUAGACAAGGCUGCUGGCGCAGGCUCGGAGGACGAUCGCGAUGCCAAGCGAGUCGCUCAGAACAAAAUCCUAAUGCCGAGCUCAGCAUCCGUGAGCUUUUCCGUGAAGGGCUGGGUGCCAAGUGGGAUCAGGAUAGAGAGCAUCUUGCUGGAUGUCCGGAAGAGCAGGGGCCUGGGAGAGGGCGUAAAGCCUUAUAAGGGAGUCAAGUAUUUGACUGUCAGCAAGGGAGGUGUGGAGAUACGGUGCUGA
Molecule: messenger RNA, 1599 nt
Organism: Diaporthe amygdali
Lineage: Eukaryota; Fungi; Ascomycota; Sordariomycetes; Diaporthales; Diaporthaceae
Product: daptor complexes medium subunit family protein
Exons: 1
Coding region: 1-1599 (532 amino acids)
Biological process (GO): endocytosis; intracellular protein transport
Cellular component (GO): cytoplasmic vesicle; clathrin adaptor complex
Source: RefSeq, a predicted model, not a curated record